Diceros bicornis minor is the source of this 2883-nucleotide messenger RNA. It is a transcript of the gene GPATCH11, whose product is annotated as G-patch domain containing 11. The coding region runs from base 144 to 938 and encodes 264 amino acids. Lineage: Eukaryota; Metazoa; Chordata; Mammalia; Perissodactyla; Rhinocerotidae. The transcript is spliced from 9 exons. The record is from RefSeq and is a predicted model, not a curated record. Gene Ontology annotation, molecular function: nucleic acid binding. Gene Ontology annotation, cellular component: kinetochore.
CUGGUUUCCAAUUGAUUCGGCAACAAGGAAACUCAGGUGCGAGCGGAGGCCCAGAAGUUCUGCGCAGGUUAGUGGGCGCAUGCGCAGCGCGCGCUGUCGCGAGCUCGCCCGGGGCGAGUAGAACUGCCAGAUACUAUUGCCAUAUGAAGUUGAACAUGGCAGAAGAAGAGGACUAUAUGUCUGACUCCUUCAUUAAUGUCCAAGAAGAUAUCAGACCAGGAUUGCCAAUGCUGAGGCAAAUCCGAGAAGCCCGUCGAAAAGAAGAAAAGCAACAGGAAGCUAAUUUGAAAAAUAGGCAGAAGAGUUUAAAAGAAGAAGAACAAGAAAGACGUGAUAUUGGGUUGAAGAAUGCACUAGGCAGUGAAAACAAAGGGUUUGCUUUGCUCCAAAAGAUGGGAUAUAAAAGUGGUCAGGCCCUUGGCAAGAGUGGAGAUGGUAUUGUUGAACCAAUUCCUCUCAAUGUCAAAGCAGGGAAAAGUGGCCUCGGGCAUGAGGCAUUAUUAAAACGGAAAGCAGAGGAGAAAUUAGAAAGCUACAGAAGAAAGAUUCACAUGAAAAACCAAGCUGAAGCAAAAGCUGCAGAACAGUUUAGAAUGCGACUUAAAAAUAAGCAAGAUGAAGUGAAGCUAGAAGGAGAUCUUAGAAGAAGCCAGCGAGCCUGUCAACAGUUGGAUACUCAGAAGAAUAUUCAAGUUCCCAGGGAGGUAUGGUACUGGUUGAGGCUUGAAGAGGAGACUGAAGAAGAGGAAGAGGAAGAAAAAGAACAAGAUGAAGAUGAAUAUACGAGUGAAGAUUUAAGUGUACUGGAAAAAUUACAGAUAUUGACAAAUUAUUUAAGAGAAGAACAUCUGUAUUGUAUUUGGUGUGGAACAGCCUAUGAAGAUAAAGAAGACCUGUCUUCAAAUUGCCCAGGACCAACUUCUGCAGAUCAUGACUAAGAUUAUUCUCAAUAAAGUAGAAACUUGGAAAAUGUUAUUGUUUCCUAAAGAUAGACAAUUGAGCAGUUGGAAUUCUCAAGUUUUUGAUGUCAGUAAAGAAAGAGGCCCUUUAUAUGUUUUGUUCUUUUUGUACUUUGGAAAUACUUUGUACUUUAGAAUAUAAUUGUUCACUGACUUCAGAAAAAUAACAGAAGGCUAUUUCAGAACACAAGUAUUAUAUACAUGGGCAAUUACAAUUUAUGACUCCAUUGUGAUGCUUAUGGGGUUUAAGGACAUUAACAGGUCACUCUCUUAUUCCCCUCUUCACUUCAGAACAAAGUGAGAAAUAAGACAUGGGAGUCAGAGAGAUCAAACUGUCGGCUUUAUUAUUGAUGAAGCUGAAAUAGAGAGCAAGGUUGACGUGUUCUCCAAUCAGUCUCCCUAAUAUAUCUCCCUGGUUGGAGAGAACUGCAGACCCUUGCCUUGCAGGGACAGAGCCCAUCUUUGCAUUCUGAGACCAGGUAGCUCUCAAGGUAGAGAACCCACCAGAGACUGGGCCACGCAUGCUCAGUUCCUUCUCUCAAAAUCACUCAUGAGAUAAGACACCUCUCUGUUGAGAGGCAAUGAAUGAGAGUUCACAGAGCUGCUCUCCACACUUCUCUCUCCCAAGGAGCAAGAAGAAGUCCCCUUCCCUCCAUGCAAGCAUGAGGAGGAUGAGAAAAGUAUUCCCCUCAGUAAGACUGAUGUCAGGGGCAAUGUUCCAUUAACACUACUUAAUUCUAAUCAGUUUUAGAAUCAAAAUCAAUUAUACUUCCGGUAAACCAGUGAGUUUUCAUGGCAAUGUGUAUAUCCAUUCUAAGUGAUCUAUUGCACAUUUUGGCUAAAUAAACUUAAGAAUUGGGAGCAACCUUAAAUAUCGGGUGAUCCAACUAGUUACUGAAUUUGGGAGCCCCUUGACAACAUUCCCAGCAGGUGGUAGUCCACAGAGAGCUCACUGCCUUAAGAUGGGUAGCACUAAGUGAUUUUUAAAGUUAUUUUUCUGUCUUAAGCUGAAAUCUGCUUCCCUGUAAUUUAACCAAAUACAGCUAAGGACAUAAUAUGGCACACCUCUAAAGAGCUCCACUCAAGGUUGGGCAUCAAAAUCAUGAACUUUUAUUUUUUUAAUUUUUUUUAAUUUUUAUUUUUGCUGAGGAAGAUUCACCCUGAGCUAACAUCUGUGCCAGUCUUCCUCUAUUUUGUAUGUGGGUUGCUGCCACAGCAUGACUGACAAGUGGUGUAGGUCUGUGCCCAGGAUCCAAACCCUCAAACCCAGGCCGUCGAAGUGGAGCAUGCCGAAUUAAACCACUAUGCCAUGGGCCGGCCCCAAUCGUGAACUUUUUUUAAAGUUCACAAACUCAAGUGCCUCCCUAGUGAUUUUGAUAAGCACCUGUGGAUGAGAACUAGUGCUGUAGGUUAAAUGUAGAGCACUACUGUUCUUUGGAUGGAGUUGUGACCCCACCUGUACAAUUUUACAGCUCAUCCUUCAUAAGCAUUGAGCAAGAGAUCAACUUCUCCCUUUUAUUAGAAGCAGCAUACACAAGAACACAGCAAAACCUAACCUACAUGUGCACAAAUUAAGAUAAUCAGUAAUACAAUUUGUAUAGCCUCUGACCUAAUAUGACCUAAUUCACUUGUUCUCAAGUUAACUUGGGGAGCUGUAAAAAAUGAUAAUAUAAAGGUCCCACACGGAGAGAUUCUGAUGUAAUUGGUCACUGUGGCCUGUGCAUCACUACCCUUGAUUCUAAGAUGCAGCAGAGCUUGGAACCACUAACCUAGUUAACUUCUGGGCCUCAGUUCUUCAUCUAGAAAAAUGAAUGAUUAUUUUUAAGAAUAUAAAUACAUAUAUAAAAUAUUGGAGUUUAUAUAGUUGGAUAAUACUGUUUAAUAUUUACUUUUUUGUUUAAAAAUAGUAAAAUUGUAUAAAUAG